UUUUAACACUUCACAUUUUAUUUGAAAGUUGUAUCAACUGGGACGUUUUUGCACCGAUCAGUGGUACAUGUCAAGUUGUUUCUCAUGAAGAAGAUGAGUCCUGUGCAAAAAGGGAUUCUAAAAGCGCCUGCUUUUUAAAUAAAUCAUAUACUGUAGAUCCUCUGGGAACAUCCGUGUACUCUGACGCUGAAAGGAGAGAGGGUGAAAAUCACGAGGUUGUGUCUGUUCGAAAUAGGUAGGUAUGUUCCCAGAUGCCUUGGAGGCUGCAGGACGGGUAGAGGGUUUGAAUUUGUCCCCUCCCCAGACUCUCCCGGACCCAGACGACGAAGCAGAACUGAGCCAUGAAACCAAAAGAAGAGGCAGAUAUCGCCAUAGCUUACAGAUAUUGAAGCCUUUUAGGAUCACACACAAACAUCAACACCCUGUGGACAAUGCUGGAUUUUUCUCUUUCAUGACCCUGCAAUGGCUCUCGCGCUUGGCGUGGAGGGCCCACAAAGCGUCCUGUCUCAGGAUGGAAGACGUCUGGGGUCUGUCUUGCCACGAGGCUUCAGAAACAAACUGCCAGAGACUGGAGUGGCUGUGGCACGAGGAGCUCAAGAGACGAGGGAAGGACGGGGCGUCUUUGUCUCGGGUCUUCUGGAGGUUUUGUCAGACCCGUAUGCUGGUGGCUAUCUUCUCUCUUCUCAUCACUAUGGUGGCUGGAUUUGCUGGACCUGCUCUGCUGAUCCGAGCCCUGCUGGAGUAUUCUCAAUGCUCUGAGGUGAAUCUGAAGUACGGCCUGGCUCUGGUCGGCGGGAUUUUUCUUUUGGAGCUGACACGCUCCUGGUCUUUGGCUUUUGUGUGGGCUGUCAACUACCGCACGGCCACACGCCUCAGGGGAGCCGCGCUCACUUUCGCCUUCCAGAAAAUCCUACGACUGCGCAACACUAAAGACAUCAGCACCGGAGAGCUGGUGAACAUUUGCUCGAGUGAUGGACAGCGGCUGUAUGAGGCCGUCUCGGUGGGCUGUCUGCUGGCUGGGGGGCCUCUUGUUGGGAUUCUGGGUCUGUCAUACACCACUUAUUUUUUAGGACCCACGGCGCUUGUCGGAUCGGCCAUAUUUGUCAUUUUCUAUCCCACCAUGAUGCUGGCCUCCCGCCUGACAGCAUAUUUCCGUAAGAAGUGCGUGGUGGUUACGGACCGGCGCGUCCGUCUGAUGAACGAAAUCCUGGGCUCUAUAAAGUUCAUUAAGAUGUACUGCUGGGAAAGUGUAUUUACAAACAACCUCCAGAAGGUUCGAUCAGAAGAGAGAAGAAUACUGGAGUGGGCCGGAUGUGUUCAGAGUCUAACAGUGGGCGUGGCUCCAGUCAUUGUUGUGAUAGCUAGCGUGUGCACCUUUACGCUUCACAUGGCCCUCGGCAAUGAUCUCACCGCAGCACAGGUCACACCCAUGGUGGUGCGCUCCUUAUCAGACGGAUCCGUGGCUGUGAAAAGAUUUCAGAAGCUCUUUAUGAUGGAGGACAGAGAGAUGAUCUCAUGUAAAACAGAAGAUCCUGAUAACGUGGUGGAGUUUAAAGAUGCCACGCUAGCCUGGGACAAAACCUGCAGCUCACAGGAGAAGAAGAGCAGCAGAGGCCAGCAGAAAAGAGGAGGCAUGAAGAGGGUUCUGAGGAGAGAGAAACUGAGCUUGUACAUCAUCUCAGAGGAAAACAAAGGAAAGAGCGAGGAACCCAAUGCAGAACACCUCCUUACACACAUGGAGCAGGAGAGCCCGCAGAGCACCAUCUCCUCCACCCAGAGCAUGAGACCUCCACUGCACAAAACCCUUCACCGCAUAGACCUGUGUGUCCAGAAGGGUUCACUGGUCGGUGUUUGUGGUGGAGUUGGAAGUGGGAAGAGCUCGCUGCUCUCCGCUCUGCUGGGACAGAUGACCCUGCUUGGAGGCUCGGUGGCUGUCAACGGUGGUUUGGCGUAUGUCGCUCAACAGGCCUGGAUCCUCAAUGAUUCCCUGAGAGAGAACAUACUGUUUGGGAAAGAAUAUAUCGAGGAAAAGUACAAUGCUGUUCUGGACGCAUGCUGUUUAGUUCCUGACAUAACCCAGCUACCAUACGGAGACAUGACUGAGAUAGGAGAAAAAGGUGCCAACCUCAGCGGCGGCCAGCGGCAGAGAGUGAGUCUGGCCCGGGCGCUGUACAGCGAGAGACCCAUUCUUCUGCUGGACGACCCGCUCAGCGCCGUGGACACACACGUGGGCUCUCGGAUAUUUCACGGCGCCAUCCGCGGCGCUUCCAAGGGCAGGACUGUCAUAUUUGUCACGCACCAGUUGCAGUAUUUGCCCGAGUGUGACGAGGUGGUGCUGAUGAAGGACUGCAAGAUAGCAGAACACGGCGCGCACGCCUACCUCAUGGAGAAAGAACGGGAAUACGCCGCCCUGUUCAACAACGUGCAGCAAGAGAACCUGGUGAGGAAGAACCUGAAAAACAAGCAGAGGCCAGAAGCCCCGAGCAGCCCGCAGUCCUUUCACGCUAACGUCACGGUCGAACCGUCUGCUGAGAGCAAGAAAGGAGCUCAACUCAUGCAGGCAGAGGAAAAGGGGUCCGGAGCCGUGUCCUGGGACGUGUACGCCUCUUACAUCAAGGCUGCUGGAGGGCCUCUGGCCUUCAUCGUAAACAUCCUCCUCUUCCUCUUCACCACAGGCAGCAUCGCCUUCAGCAACUGGUGGCUCAGUCACUGGAUCAGAGAGGGCAGCGGGAAUUCCUCGCUGGUACAGGGAAACGAGACCGCAGAGAGCGAUAGCAUGCGACUGAACCCGCACGUACAGUACUACUCCAGGGUGUACGUUCUGUCCAUGGGGGCGGCGUUGUUUCUGAAGACCUUGAGAGGACUGGUUUUCGUUAAGUGCGCCGUGCGGGCAGCCUCGGUUCUGCAUGACAAACUAUUUAAGACUGUACUUCAAAGCACCAUGCGCUUUUUCGACACGACACCCCUGGGACGUAUUCUCAACCGAUUCUCCAGAGACAUGGACGAGGUUGACGUGCGUCUGGCAAUGCAAGCCGAAAUGUUGCUCCAGAAUCUGACAUUAGUCCUCUUCUGUCUGGGUGUGGUGUGUGCGGUGUUCCCAUGGUUCUUGUUCUCUAUCAUUCCUUUGGGCUCGUUCCUCUUCAUCGUCAACAGAAUCUCCAGGGUUUUGAUUCGUGAGCUGAAGCGACUGGAAAAUAUCAGCCAAUCCCCUUUCACCUCUCAUAUCACCAGCAGUCUGCAAGGAUUGUCCACUAUCUAUGCUUAAGGCAGGGGGACAGACUUCAUACACAGGUAUCAGACCCUGCUCGACACAAACCAAGCGUGUCAAUAUUUGUUCAGCUGCGGCAUGCGUUGGCUGGCUGUCCGGUUGGACCUUAUCAGUAUUUCUCUCAUAACCACCGUAAGCCUCCUCAUUGUCUUCAUGCACGAUCAAAUUCCUCCUGCAUACGCCGGCCUCGCCAUCUCUUACGCCGUUCAGUUGACCGGCCUGUUUCAGUUCACCGUCAGGCUCCUGUCUGAAAUCGAAGCUCGUUUUACAUCAGUGGAGCGGAUCAAUCAUUACAUAAAGAACCUAGAAAGCGAAGGUCCACGCCAAGUUGCCGGGCUGCCCUCCUCUACGUCCCGUUGGCUGCAGGAAGGACGAUUGACCUUCCAGAAUGUGGAAAUGCGGUAUCGGGACGAUCUUCCUCUGGUUUUGAAGAAUCUCUCCUUUUGCAUCCAACCAGAGGAGACGGUGGGAAUAGUUGGCAGAACAGGGUCAGGGAAAUCUUCACUGGGUGUCGCACUCUUCAGACUAGUGGAGCUUAGCGGGGGAUCAAUCGUCAUUGAUGGUGUCAACAUCGCUCACAUUGGUCUGGAGGAUUUGAGAAGCAAGCUGUCAGUCAUCCCCCAAGAGCCAGUUCUGUUCAUUGGUACUGUCAGGUCAAAUCUGGAUCCCUGGGAUCAAUAUACAGAUGCACAGAUCUGGGAGGCACUAGAGAAAUCACACAUUAAGGACACGGUGAUCCAGCUGCCUAAUUCACUGCAUUCUGAGGUGACGGAUAAUGGAGAGAACUUCUCUGUGGGAGAGAGACAACUACUGUGUGUGGCCAGAGCACUUCUCAGACACAGCAAGAUCCUGCUCUUAGACGAAGCAACAGCUGCCAUUGACACAGAGACAGACCGUCUCAUACAGGACACUAUUCGAACAGCAUUUAGUGGCUGUAGCACUCUGAUCAUUGCCCAUCGUCUCAACACUGUGCUAAACUGUUCCAGAAUCAUGGUUCUGGACCAGGGUCAGAUUUUGGAGUUCGAUACCCCUUCAAACCUGCUGGCCAAUGAGAACUCUCGUUUUCGUGCCAUGAUGGCGGCAGCCCGAAGAGACUCCUAAGAACAUGCACUGAAAUGAAGAGAGACAAGACGGUCUUCUAACCUGCUGAGAAUAGGGAUUAUUGAAGCUGCUAACUGCAAAACUGAGUUGUUUGUUGUUCUUUAGUACCAUGAGAAUGUUCUAGUUAACAGAGAUUUUGAGGCGAUAUGGCAUCGUGAAGGAGAGUCGUCCAAUGGGAAUAUUCACAUUAUGUGCACUUUAUUUUCCCUCUGAGGCAGAUAAAUCCUGACCGUCACUGGAGUGUCUUAUGCUCCUGAAAUUGGUACCGAACAAGUGUUCUGAGUGCAUUUCUCUUAAAAGACUUUCUUCUACCUGAAUUUGGUAGAAGUCAUUUUUGCACACUGAUAUGUAUUUUUUUUUCAUGUUUUUCUUUAUUUGUUAUUGCAUGUAAGAUAUGCAGUGACCAUACGGUAAGCUAUUGAUUUGCCUUAUAUGUAUCUGAAGUUCUCAAGUCCACUUACUGGACAAAAAUGAAAAUCCAACCAAAGAUCACAUUCAGAUAACGCUAUGCAGUCAUUCCAGACAUGUCAACAGAAAAAUGUUUGUUUGUUUAUUUGCUGUAUUUUUCAAGCGUAAGUUUUGUGCCUCUUCUGUUAUUUGAGCUACAAAAUAUGUCAAAGACAAUUGUGCAAUUCGUUUUUGUGAACAAAACGUGCAAUGUGAAUCGUGAAAAAUUCAUGAUCAAGACACUGCUGGUUUUAAUCAAAGUGCGUAUUUUUGUGUAAUGUCACGUAAUCAACACACACAUACGUUUUUUUAACUCUUUGAUUUAUAAAGAGCUAACAAGUUUCAUAUAAUCUUUUAUGAAUCUUUAAGUUAAGUUUUUGUUGAAAAGCUUAAAGUUAAAAAAUUGCACAUGUUUAGGUAGCUUAAUUAUGCAAUGUUUUGGUAAAUAAGCCUUUUGGGAAUCUAUAUAUAUUUUUGUAUGUAUGCCACACAAUGCAGUACAUGUUCAGAUAUUCAUCUUGGAAAAAUCAAGAUGAAGUAAAUUAGUGUUCAUAAUUAGAUAUUAAGUUAAUCAUUAAGAGUUGCCUUGGUUAGGAUUUUGCAGUUGUUUACUUGUUUUAUGACUGUUGUAAAAAUGC
This is a messenger RNA of Triplophysa rosa, 5454 nucleotides long. Its product is annotated as ATP-binding cassette sub-family C member 5. Gene Ontology annotation, biological process: transmembrane transport. NCBI's taxonomy places the organism in Eukaryota, Metazoa, Chordata, Actinopteri, Cypriniformes, Nemacheilidae. The record is from RefSeq and is a predicted model, not a curated record. Gene Ontology annotation, cellular component: membrane. The transcript has 29 exons. Gene Ontology annotation, molecular function: ABC-type transporter activity; ATP binding; ATP hydrolysis activity.